Panonychus citri (citrus red mite) is the source of this 1727-nucleotide messenger RNA. RefSeq names its product post-GPI attachment to proteins factor 3-like. Gene Ontology annotation, cellular component: endoplasmic reticulum membrane. Gene Ontology annotation, biological process: GPI anchor biosynthetic process. Bases 366 to 1475 code for a protein of 369 amino acids. NCBI's taxonomy places the organism in Eukaryota, Metazoa, Arthropoda, Arachnida, Trombidiformes, Tetranychidae. The transcript is spliced from 5 exons. The record is from RefSeq and is a predicted model, not a curated record. Gene Ontology annotation, molecular function: hydrolase activity, acting on ester bonds.
GAUCCAAAGUGAUGGGCAACAAUUCUGAUUAUUAAGGUUGAUCAACUUUCUAUCAAAUUAAUUGAGAAGAGAAAACACUCGACUCUUUCUUUUUUCUUUCUUUUUUGCUUUCUCUUCUUCUUCUCUUCCAGUUUCAAGUCUCGGUUUCUCUCUCACCUUCAUCUUCAUUGAGAAAUUAUUACAACUCAUCAGAGAGAAAGAGGAAAAGCUCUUCCUCUGGUUUGUUUUUCUUUUUGUUUAUCAUUCAUGUUUUUCUUUUCUUUUCUAUAUUUUGAUUAUGUUCCAUUUUCUCCGAUUGCGAAUACUAAUUGUUACCAGUUAAUUGUCUUCUAAAUGUUACCAAAUAGUCGCAAUCGUUAUAAUCAAUGAUUAACAAGAUUUUCCUAUUGACCUUGCAACUGUUUGUGUUUCUCUCAUCACUCAAUUUCAUUGGUCAUGUUAAAGGAUCAGUUGGUGAUCACCUUUCCUAUUACCGGAAAUGUUUAACUGAUUGUUUAUCAUCAAAUUGUUCUAACCAAGAGGAAUUAGAAAAAUUUUGGACCAAUCAACCAGUUCAUCUGAAUUUAACUCUAUGGAGCUGUGAAGAAGAGUGUAAAUAUCAAUGCCAAUGGUCAACAAUUGAUUUUCUUCUCGUUGAAUUGGAAUUGGAGAGAAAUCUUUUACCUCAGUUCCAUGGAAAGUGGACUUUUUAUCGAUUCUUUGGAAUCCAAGAACCGGCAUCGGCCUUAUUUUCCCUCUUGAAUUUGGUCACUACUUAUCUCGCUUGGACUCGUUAUGCUAAACGGAUUCUCCAGGAAAGUCCGUCCGAUGAUCUGGACAAGGGUUUUACUGUUGGAAACAUUGUCGAUCCUUAUUUCAAGGUCACUACGAUUGGAGCCAUUCUUAGUAUGAAUGCUUGGCUCUGGUCGACUGUUUUUCACAGUAGAGACACUCUACUAACUGAGAGGUUGGAUUAUUUUUCUGCAUUUUCGACUGUUCUGUUUUCUUUCUAUGCCAUUGUUGUCAGAAUGAUAGAUGAACACCUCGAUUUACCUGGAAAAAGAUCAACCAUUCACACUUCACUGUUAUUACCUUUUAUUAGUUACUAUUUGUAUCAUGUUUAUUACCUUAUUUUUGUACAAUUUGAUUAUGCUUUCAAUAUGAAGGCGAAUCUUGUUGCUGGCUUUUCCAGUUCACUUUUAUGGUUAAUUUGGGCCUACAAGAGACUUGCAACUAUACCGAUGUCACAAUUAAAAGAUCAUCAUAUUGUCAAAUGUGUCAUAUCAAUUCUACUAGUUAAUUGUCUUCUCAUCUUUGAGAUUAACGAUUUCCCUCCAAUCUAUUUCAUUUUGGAUGCUCAUUCAAUUUGGCAUUUUGGAACAAUUUGUCUACCAUUUCUAUGGUUUAGUUUCCUAGAGAAAGAAGCUCUUGAAGGACAAGCAAAGAAAAAACCAGAGAGAGAAUCAUCAUCGAAAACUAAAUUACACUGCAAUUAAUCAACAAUUAACAAUAACCCUGGAGAAAGAUGUGAUUUAUCAACAAACAAAACUAUUAAAUUUCACUAAUAUUUCAUUAAUUGUUCAUCGCCAAUUCACUUUAUGCAAUUUGUUACACUGGUCGUUUGGACAAUCGAGGCACCAUUGCAAUCAUUAAAUUCAACUAAUUGUUACAUUUUUUUAACACCCAAAACACUUGAUAAUUACAAUUAAAGUGCAAUUUAUCCUGGGGCAUCAUCAUAAAAAGAACAA